Messenger RNA from Uloborus diversus, 2621 nucleotides. RefSeq names its product SPRY domain-containing protein 3-like. Gene Ontology annotation, molecular function: protein binding. The transcript is spliced from 10 exons. The coding region runs from base 229 to 1479 and encodes 416 amino acids. NCBI's taxonomy places the organism in Eukaryota, Metazoa, Arthropoda, Arachnida, Araneae, Uloboridae. The record is from RefSeq and is a predicted model, not a curated record.
UUGUACUCAAUUCAAUGUCAAUGUCAAGCAUGUAAUAUUUUGCUAAAAAUUGAAGCCGGUCCAAAAAGAAUUUCAGAAUUAAGUGAUUGGUGCAACUCUGUUAAUAAAUAGCAUGUGUCAUUGUAUUUAAUUACUUAAUUUUAUGACAUUUAAAUACUGCAAUGUCAUGGCAGUUUGUUAUUUAAAAUAGAGUUAAAUCUACAGUAACCACGUUUUUUUAAUCCUCGAAUGGACGGCGUGCUACAGCGGCAUUUGUCACGUCUUUAUGGUAGGGCUUUGUAUGAACGACUAUGUGAAAGGAAGAAACAAGUACGUCAGGAAAGAAUAUCAGUUGAUGGUGAAAUUAUCAGUUAUGCUCCUGAUGACUUCAACCAUGUUGGUAUGUAUGUUGCUGCCGAUGCUUUAAAGCCAGAUCGAAAUUAUUUUGAAAUAGAAAUAAUUGACAGUGGUGUGAGUGGCAGCAUCGCUAUUGGGUUAGUCUCUGCUAAACAUCCACUGGACCAAUAUCCAGGAUGGGUAUGCAAUUCAAUAGGCUAUCAUGCUGAAGAUGGAAGGUUGUACAGAGAUGCUGAUAAAGGAAUGGAAUUUGGCCCGAAAUGUGAUUCAGGUGAUCGCAUGGGGUGUGGUAUAAUUUAUGAUACACCUUCUCAAAAUAACAAAAGAUAUGCUUUUGUAUUCUUUACAAAAAAUGGAAAAGCUGUUGGUGCUUCUGUGUAUGGAAUGCCAACAAGUGUAGUGUACCCAGCCGUAGGUCUUCAUUCAGCUGGGGGAGAAGUUCGUUUAACCCUAGGAAUUAAAUGGCUCUCUGAUGACGACAUGCUUAUGUGUGUUGAUAGCAAUGAAGAAGAGUGGUCUAGACUACAUGAUAUAAAGUUGAAUGGAACUGUUUUGGAAUAUGCUGGUAGAGGGAAAAGUAUCAUCGAUGUUGGGUUAGCUCAAGCCAAAUACCCUUUAGACACAACUCACCAUUACUUUGAAAUAGAAAUAAUGGAUCCUGGAGAAAAUUGUUACAUUGCUAUUGGAUUAGCUAGAAAAGACUAUCCCAAAUAUAGGCAUCCUGGGUGGAAUAAGGGAUCUAUAGCAUAUCAUGCAGAUGAUGGUAAAAUUUUUGUUGGCAGUGGUGUUGGUGAUCCUUUUGGUCCUCGUUGUCAUAAAGGUGAUGUAAUGGGUUGUGGAAUCAUAUUUCCAAGAGACUUUGUGUGUUUCUAUGACUGUGAUGCUUCUAGUGAAAAUAGUUCUCCUUUGAAUGCAGACUAUGACGAUCUGUCAAAUUCAUUAAGUGAGUCUGAAGAUGAAGAGUGGUGGAAAGAAAAGGAAAAUGUUGAAACAGGUGUUACUGUACAGGUAUUUUUCACUCGCAAUGGUAAAACAGUAGGGAAAAAAGAAGUCUGUAUACCAAAAGGUGGUUUUUAUCCUACCAUUGGUAUGUUAAGCAGUGAUGAAAAAGUAAAAGUUGAUUUGCGUCCUCUGACUGGUUAAAGUUAUAUUGUUUUACAUCAUGGAUUUGGACAUUUUCUAUGUCAUCUUUUUGUUGGUGCUUUUUUCUACUGGGGGUUCCCAAAAAUAUUUAUGAAAUGGGUUAAAUGUUGCUGUAUAUUACGUUAUUUUUGAUAUUUUUAAAAGUUAACAUGUGUGCGAAAUACUACCAAUGUUUGCUGUGUUAAACUAGUUAAUAAGGAAUCAUUUAAUCCAUAAAAGGAAAUUUUGAAAUCUAGUUGAUCCUUUGGCGUGCUGUGAUUUUGUCAUUUUCUCCAUUACUCCCAUUUUCUUCACCAAAAGAUUUUUAUGUUUCAUAUUUCAUCAAAGAAAUGUCACAAAAUAUUUUUAACUUUAAAAACAUACCAAGUUUUCAUUUUGUAAGCCAGUUCUUCGGAGCAUUAAAAUCUCGAUAAGUCAAAAUCAAAAUGUAUGAAAUUUUUUUGUAAGAUAUAGCCACCCCUUGCUAGCUUUUCAGGAGUUGGGCAAAAGUAAGUGUAUAGGGUACUUCUAAGAAAAUAAAAAUAUUGUGGCAUUAUAGUUAUAUUAAAAGGCAUUUGUAUAAAUAUUGUACACACUUCUGUUCAUGUAAACAAAUAUUUAAAAAGCUAAAGAAAGAGAAAAUAAGUUUAAAGGAAAAAGAAAUUUGUUUGGAAAAAAGAAACUUUUACAAAGUGUACUUUUUAUUUAUGCUAUCUCUUUAUUCACACCUAGAUGCCAAAUUCUGUAAUGCUCAUUUUCAUUUGCUUGCUAUCUAUGAAAUAUCAAGUUAACUAUCUCAUUUAAAUUUGUCUUACAUUUACUGCAGUGUAUUGAAUAAAGCUAAUUUCCCAUAUAAAUUGGGUAUCACUUUUGAAGUUAGUUUUCAUCUAAUUUCAACUGUAAAACAUUGUGUAAAAAACUGAAGACAUUAAAGAAUUUCUAGUUUUAUGAAAUCUUACAUUCAGCUAUUUUAUAUACAUCAACAAAUCGCUAUUUAGUUUUCUAUUCAAACUAAUACUGGUAAAAUAAUUUCUAUAAAAAUAAAUCCCUAAUUUAUAUGUACGAUUCUUUUUAUCAUAAGCCUUGAUUUUUUGUGAGACAUAUCAACAGAACCCCAGAUAAGUGUAAGUGUUGAACUGCUGCCUCUUUUUGUCAAAAGCUAA